AUGCAGGUGGGGCUAAAAACUUUCAACUACUUUGGAUAUGGUGUGUAUAACGACAUACGAUCAAGAUUACCAUACUAUGGUCUGGACUUUAAAGAUGCGUACAACUAUAGAGUGAUCCCGUCAACUGUGUUUAUCUUUUUCACAAAUUUACUUCCUGCUAUUGCUUUCGCACAGGAUAUGUUCGAUAAGACGAACGACCUGUAUGGUGUAAACGAGGUGCUAUUGAGCUCUGCGAUGGCAGGCGUAGUGUUUGGGCUUUUUGCUGGUCAACCAUUAUGUAUUGUAGGAGUGACGGGACCAAUUUCGAUAUUCAGUUACACGGUGUAUGAGUUAAUUCAACCGAGAGGUACACCAUACUUCCCAUUCAUGUGCUGGAUAUACCUUUGGUCUAUGGUUAUGCAUUUGAUAAUAGCCUUUGGCAACAUGAUUUCCUUUUUGAAGAUAAUAUCGUCAUUUUCUUGUGAUGUUUUUGGGUUUUUCAUUUGUAUUGUCUAUAUACAGAAGGGCAUUCAAAUUCUAACAGGUCAAUUCCAUGGAGACAAACCCGGUGAAUCCGUAGAAGCAGGUUUCUAUUCUGUCAUGCUAGCACUUUUAAUGAGUGUAGCUGGUAUUGGGAGCUUUAUCUUUGGCAGCCAAUUGCAUUAUUUUAAACCUUGGGUGAGGAAAGUGUUUGUAGACUAUGGUACACCACUAUCAGUGAUCUUUUUUACAGGAUUUGUUCACUUUGGAGGCUAUUUAUCCAGCACAAAGCUUUCACAUUUACCAAUUAGUCAAUCUUUCCAGCCCACGCUACAUGGGUCAGCUUCAAGACCACACGGUUGGUUCAUUCAUUUUUGGCCGGACUCUAGUGAUCCUAGCGCAAUUUCUGUAGGAGAUGUUUUCCUUGCAUUGCCAUUUGCAAUCUUAUUGACAUUUUUGUUCUAUUUCGACCAUAACGUAUCAUCGUUAAUGUGUCUUCUGAAGGAAUAUCCAUUAAAGAAACCAGCAGCAUUCCAUUGGGAUUUCGCCCUUUUGGGGAUUACUACUGGGGUUGCUGGGUUGAUUGGAAUUCCUGCCCCUAACGGACUUAUUCCACAAGCUCCACUUCAUACACAAUCUCUUGUGGUACAUGACCUUAAGACUGGAAAAGCUAUAUCUGUAGUUGAACAAAGAGUGACCAACACUUUACAAGGUCUAAUGACUUUUGUAAUGAUGACAAGACCAUUUCUUGUUGUGCUUGGAUUGAUUCCUCAAGCAGUUCUUGCAGGAUUGUUCUUUAUUAUGGGUAUUACAGGGUUACACGGAAAUGUGCUUACCAAUGGAAUAAGGUACAUCUUCUUAGAUGACAGGUACAUCAAAUAUGACCCACAAUGUCCAGAGAUCUUCCGUACAAUAGAUAAUCUCCCCCAGAAAAAGUGGUACUACAUUUAUUUGUUAUUACUGUUGAUUGCAGCAGGAUUGGAAUUUGGUAUUACAAAUACAAAAGGAGCCGUUGGAUUUCCUGGGGUCUUAAUGUUCUUUGCUAUCUGCGCCAAAUGGGUAUGGCCUUACAUUAUUCCGCCAGAUCAAUUGGAGUUGUUGGAUUCAGAAGUUGCCGACGAAAGAAUUGUCAGGAACCUUGAAAUAUCCAAAAUUGUGAAGGAUAGGAAGAGAGAAAAGGAAGAAAAGGAUUUAGAAGGUGAUAUAGAGGAGAUAACAAGCAUUGAAGAUUUUAAUACUAGCUCGAAUUGA
Messenger RNA from Dujonia railenensis, 1710 nucleotides. Lineage: Eukaryota; Fungi; Ascomycota; Pichiomycetes; Serinales; Debaryomycetaceae. The record is from the annotation of a GenBank genome assembly.